Anolis carolinensis (green anole) is the source of this 6777-nucleotide messenger RNA. RefSeq lists its product as uncharacterized. The record is from RefSeq and is a predicted model, not a curated record. NCBI's taxonomy places the organism in Eukaryota, Metazoa, Chordata, Lepidosauria, Squamata, Anolidae. Bases 1 to 6741 code for a protein of 2246 amino acids. The transcript has a single exon.
AUGGAGCCUGGUGUCUGGCCUUUCUUCCUCCUGUGGGAUGAUGCUGACACUUGGUUUAUUUUUUCAUGGCAUGUCCUUAUUGUCCUCGCCUGUGUUGUCAUCUUCAGGCUGAGGAAAUCUGGUGCAGCCGCCAAGUCUUUAACCAGCAAGACGGUAAAUUUUUCUUUGUUGGAAGAGGAAGAGGAUGAAGAGGAUUUACUCCUGAGUUCAUGCUCAUCUUUUUCAUCUUCGUCAUCUUUGUCGAGCCAGGACCUGGAGACUUCCUCGGAGGAGGAGGAGGAGGAAGAAGAUAAUGACGAACACCAGCUGAGGAAGAGGCAAUGGGCACGGCGAAGACUCAGAAAGCUGAAGCCUGUGGUCGAGGGUUUGAGAACCUUGCCGUUCAUGGAGGAGGGCCACUUGGAUGGAGUGAAGAGUGGGAGGGCAGGGCGGGAUCACCAGCACCCUCCAUCCUCAUGUUCCACAGCUCCAAAGGAUGGAUCCCACCCUUUCCAGGUCAGAAUUUGGGUUCAUUCUGGGAAGAAGUCGCUCCAGACUGGGCCCAAGACCGUUCCUAAACUGGUGGUGACCUCCCAAAAAACCACUGCCCCAGAAGAGGAGGUGAAGCGGCCUAUGCCCAAGCUCAUCCUGCAUAACAGCCGCCGAGAGUGCAGCGGACCAAGCCUCCUCCUCCGAUGGAAGACCAACUGUGUGGUCAUGAACCUGAAAUGCAAGUCCCUCCAGGUUGUAUGGAACCACCAAACCCAGUGCCACCAGUCCCUGCCCAAGACAGCACUCAUUCCUUUGCAGCCGCGGCCAGAUAUUCCACCUCGGAGACACGCCGUCCUUGAAUUCAGAGGUGUAAAAACUCCAUAUUGUUUCCACCGUGCACGACAGCUCUUGGAAUCCCAUAGAAUUGGGGGAAAACUCCGGCACCAACGGGGACAACAGAGGCUGGGACCAUGGUCCUUGGGAAGCUUUGAUGUGCUCCUUGGCAGCUCCCAGUCUUUCAUCUGCAGAGAGACAGCACAACAACUGGACAACCACAUUCAGAGAAAGAUGGCAGAGAGGGUGUUUGGCCUUCCCAGGAGGGUCAUGGACUCUCUUAAUCGCUUCAUGCCUGCCCCCCUUGCGAUCCCAGAGGUGCCCACAGAUAACAGGGAGGCCUCAACGUCUCUCCAAAGUGAGAUAUCUUGGACAACUUCGACAGCGGCACUGAGUUUCAUACAAGGACAAUGCCCAGGAAGCGGCCAGCCCUCAACAAUGCAAAGACUCAUAUCCAAAUAUUCUGUGCAGAUCCAUCUGAAACUGGCAGGUGUGGCAUUCAAAGUGCCCCCGGUGACAGCCGACCAGGUCAGGGAAUGCCAAAGUCUUCCAAAAAUGAUCUCACGUGGGAUGAAAACCCAUCAGCUGCGAACCCAAGAGCUCUCCUUUGUGGAACGUGAAGCCUUGGGCCACCUCGAACUCAACCUCAUCCACAAAGACUUGAUUUUCAAGUGGGGUCUGCCCACGCUCUACCAAACAUCCCUCUCCUUCCUGUCUGCAAGUGUCUGGUGCCAGGCAGGCCCUCCUUCCUCAACUUGGAGGAGCACAAGCGUCGGCUUCCCUUCCACAAAGACCCUGCGGUUCAUUGGCCAGGGAGCCCAGAUGGAGCUGGAAUGGCACAUCAGAUGGAAGAGGCUGCAGCACUUGUGGGGGCUGCCCCGCCUUGUCCAGAGGUCCCUGAGGAGGCUUUCCCCAGAAGCCCCCCACAUGCAGAGACCUGGGCAGAUGGAGGUGGUUGUGCUCCCUGCUCAGCUCUCCUUCCUGAGUGAUGUUACCAAACAACAGCUGGAGAGAAACUUGCGGAAAAGGAUCAUCUUCCGGCAAUGGUGCCUGCCCAAGAGAGUCCUUGAGUCCCUCUGGCUGCUUUGCCCUGAGAUGGUAAGGACUGUAGAUGUGGAGCGCAGACUGAGGAGCAGAGCAGAACCAGCUCCACGGCAACCUCGGGUGUUCCCCACGCCGCGUUGUGAAGCCCUGGAGAAGAUGGUGCUCCACUUGGAGAAGAAGUGUUUGGAGGUGCAACUGGGAGUCCCCCUGGCCUUGACCCAACCACCCUCACCCACAUUGAGGCGGCCUCUGCCCCAAAAGAUCUUCCCUGGCCAGAGAUGCCCCAAACCACGCAGCCACUCUCUCACCUUUGGCCGCCAGGAGGACAUGGACCGCCUGGAGCUGACCCUGCGGCACAACCACCUGACGUCCCUCUGGGGACGGGGCACUCGUUUCCUUGAGGAUCUGGGUCCAAGGGCGCCCCGUGCCCCCUCCUGCUUCCAGCCCCCCAGGCCCAAGCAGGCAAAGGCUCUCCCGCUCUCAGAAGAGGAGACCCCGUUCCUCCAAACGCAGGAGAGGGAAGCCUUGGAGCUCCAUGUCAAAAGCAAGAGGCUCCAGCACGAAUGGCGCCUGCCUGGCCUGCUUGAGAGGUCACUUUCGGGAUUCCGGCCAGCUCCCCGCUUGCAGACCGGCCCCUCAAAACUGGGUAUCUCUAUCGAUGUUCUGCGGCAGGACCCCUGCUUUCUCCCACAAAGCACCUUCCAACGCUUGGACUUCCAUCUUCAGAGGAUGAAGCUGCAGAGGCAAUGGGGAUUGCCCAAGAGGGUCCUGGGAUCCCUGAAGGGUCUCUGCCCUGGGAUCAUGGUGGGUCCCCCUGAUGUCCACCAGACGGAAGAUGGGGUGGCCCUCUCCCAGGGUCCUGGUCAUCAUGUGAAUCCUGGUCUCUCCAUCCCUGGGAGGACGGAGGGGAAACUUCUUCCCAUGUUGGCGCCCAACAUUAUGAACAGGAUGGAGGUCCACUGGGCCAGGAAGUCCAUGGAGGUGAAUCUGGAAUUGGUUCCAGAUAUGGUCAGGCGCUCUUGGCUGCAGAUGGCCCGUCUUUCCAGGCACCCCCUCCCCAGAAAUAUCCCUCCAGGUUUAAUGCCGCAGAAGGUCCGCACAUCCUCCUUCCCAUUUCUCCAUGCAGGGAAAAUGGACAAGAUUGAGAUGUCCGUGAAGUGUCACCACAUGGCCUUCCUGUGGGGCUUGGGGACUCUCCAUGUAGAGGCCCUGAGUGGGAUGAUGGAGCCCAAACCCACUCCUGAGCAUCCAGGACCCAGAGGGAGCUGCAUUGCUUUCUCAGAAUCGGAAACACCCUUUCUCCUGGAGGAGGAGAGGCAAGCUUUAGAGACUCAUGUGUCAAUGAAGAAGAUCCACCAUGCAUGGGCAUUACCAGGCCUUGCCCAGAAGUCCAUAAUGGCUUUUAUGCCAGAGCCUCCCCAAGCACCCUUCCAUCAGAAAACCACGAUUGACAUUGAGAUCAUUCCAGGGGAGCUCUCCUUCCUUUCCCAAAAGGUCUCCAGUGUCUUGGAAUUCCACAUUCAUAAGAGGACCAUCAAGCAACAAUGGGGCUUGCCCAGGAGGGUGCUCCAGUCCCUCCACCUGAUGGCCCCAAGGGAUGGAAGUCAUCACCAAGAGCCUUCUGAUGGCCAGAGCUGGAGAAGCUGCCUCAGAUGGCCUGUCCAUGGGGAAACCCCCAUUGGAAGUUGGCCAAUGGGUGCAAGAGGAGCAGAGCAGGACAUCCUGAGGAGAGGGGCAGAGAGUAUUUUGGACACCGAGAUCUUGAGAAAGGUGGCUAAAAAGGGUACAGAAAUGUUCUUUGAGGCUUCCCCAAUAGCCACUGAAGCCUCCUGUGAAGAUGGAGGUCCCCAGACAGGACAAGCCUUUCUCAAGGUGAUCCCUGCUGGCCAUGGCACCAGGCAGCCCCAAAGCACUUCUCUGACCAUGGUAUCCCACAAAGAGAUGGGGAGGAUGGAGUUGGAUGUCCAAAGCCAUCACUUGUCUCCCUUAUGGGGCAUGAGCAAGACCGACAAGGAAGGGCUUCCUGGAAUGGGGCGGGCAUCAUCCAACCUGCCCCAUAAGUACAGACAGGUAGACAUUGAGUUCUUGGAGAUACAGACACCCUUCAUCCUGAAAGAGGUGAGAGAAGCCCUAGAACUUCAUGUGACCAAGAAAAGGAUCCAGCAUGCAUGGGCAUUACCAGGUCUUGUCCAAAGGUCUGUAAUGGCUUUUAUGCCAGAGCCUCCCCAAGCACCCUUCCAUCAGAAGACCACGAUCGACAUUGAGAUCAUUCCAGGGGAGCUCUCCUUCCUUUCCCAAGAGGUCUCCAGUGUCUUGGAAUUCCACAUUCAUAAGAGGACCAUCAAGCAACAAUGGGGCUUGCCUAGGCGGGUGCUCCAGUCUUUCCGCCUGAUGGCCCCACGGGAUGGUGGUCUUCAUCAAGAACCAUCGGAUGGCCAGAGCAGAAGGAGCUCCCUCAGAGGGCUUGGCCUUGGGACAACCACCAUUGGAAGUUGGCCAAUGGAUGCAAGAGGAACAGCGCAGGAAAUUUUGAAAAAGAGAGGGGCAGUGGAUAUGCUGGAUGCUGAGAGAGUGAAGAAGGUGGAGCAUCACGUGGCUAAGAAGCACAUGGAGAUUCAUUUCAGGGUUUCCUCAGUGGACACUGGAGUCUCCGGGGAAGAUGGAGGUCCCCUGGCAAGGCAAUCCCUUCCCAAGCUGAUCCCUCCUGGCCAUGGCAGCAGGCAGCCCCGAAGCACUGCUCUGACCACGGUAUCCCACAAAGAGAUGGGGAGGAUGGAGUUGGCUGUCCAGCGUUGUCACUUGGCUUCCUUGUGGGGCCUUGUGGGGACUUACAUAGAUGGGCUCGCAGGAAUGGGUCCAGGGCUAUCCACCCGGCUCCCCAGGUAUACACAGGUAGAUGUUGAGUUCUUGGAGAUGGAGACGCCCUUCCUCCCAAAGGAUAGGAGAGAAGCCCUCGAAUUUCAUGUGACAUGGAAGAGGAUACACCAUACAUGGUCCUUACCAGGCCUUGUCCAGAGGUCUCUUCAGGCCUUCCUUGCACCUUCUCUGCUGGUGCCAACGUCAAAAUAUCACCCAGUUGGCACAGUCCAGGAAAUUGGGAUCCAGAGCAAUAGACCAUCUUUUUUCUCUGACUCGGUCCAGAAGGACCUGGAGGCCAGUUUGAAAAAGAUGGCCAUUCGCCGGCAGUGGGGCCUCCCCAAAAGGGUCCAGAAUUCUCUCCAUGCGGUCUCACUGGCCACACCAGCCACCAGGGCACAGUGGCCCCACCAGGAAGAGUCCCGUUCUGCAAAACCCGCAAGAGGAGGCCAUGGACUUAAAAUGGAAACAACACCGCCAAGAGAGGGUCCUCGUCAGAAAAAGGCGGUCCAAAGGUUAUCUAAGUUGGAUCCUGUCUUCAGGCAGAAGCAGCUCAGGAGCCCAUUCCUGCCCUUCCUGGAGGAGAAGAUGGUGGAUAUGAUGGACAUGAACAUCCGGUACAAGUACCUGAGGUACCUCUGGGGGUUUCCCAGUGACCAUGCGGGCUCCUUAUACUGGAGACACUGGAGGGCAAAAUCCAGACCCAAUGUCAAGAAGGUCCCCAUGACCACCAAAACACUGGAGAUAGGUAGGGCUCCAAUGGUCCCAAAGGGACAUGGGGUAAGGAACCAACCAAGAUCUAUGGCUAAAGUGUCUGCAGGACUGAAGGCCAUGGACCCCACAGCAUCCCACAAAGGGAACAGGGAACUGGAAGAGUUCUACAUCACGCAAAAGAAGAUUUGCUACCAACAAGGUCUCCAGAACUUUUCGGCCACACUCAACGCAAGUGCCCUCAAAACCCAAGUGAGCCCAGAGACUCCUGAGGAAGAAACGUUGGAGACCAGAGAGGAAGAGAUGCCUCUCUUGGGUGGAAGCCAAGGGAUUGAGCAGACUUUGAGUGAAAGGUCAUCCAUCUCUGGUGAGAGUAGUCCACAAAUCAUAGAGGAACCAAGGGAGCAACCCCAGAGAAAGCUUCAUGGGAGACAUUCGGAGGCAAAAGCAUCCACAGGUGGUCAGACCAUGGAUCUCCGUGCCUUCCAGGAGGGGAACAGGGGGCUGCUAGAGUUCCACAUUAUGCACAAGCAAAUCUGCCGCCGGUGGCAGGACUCCUUGGCAGCCUACAGCCCACCGGACUUCACCUUCCAGGUGAAUACAGAGAUAUCUCCGGAAGAGACCUUGGAGACCACCGAGAAAAAAAUGGCCUCCUCAGAGGGAAGCCAUGAGGUUACGAGAGUGUGGUCUGAGCAAAGAUCACAACUAUGGGACAAAAUAGAUGCUACAGAUGGACAAAGCCGAUCCACCACCACUGAAGGGCGGUCCAGUAGCGAGAGUGUCCACACAUCUGAAGGGUCAGCUGUGGAAAGGGUCCUGGCAGUGACUCCUGAGCCACUGAGCCCAUCUGCUGCUAAGGAGGAGACUGUCCCUGACACCUAUCUCUCCUCAUGGGCCACAGAAGACUAUUCCACUACUGAUGAUCAAGGAGGCCUACUCCAUCCUUACGUCCCAUCUUCUCAGGAGGAUCUCCUCCAGCCCUCACAAGCAACCACACACCAGACACGCAUCUACGCCCGAGCUGUGCGGUCCUUCUUUCAACUUGUGGACAUUGUCGAGGAUGGGUUGGUGGUGGGGUUGACCCAGGAACAGAAGAAAAUACUUCGCUGGAGGGCCAGAGAGCAGGAAUCCCGAAUCUGUUCUGGAAGGGGACCCACAGAGGCACCCACCGAGGCCACCCUUGACAGUGAAAGCUCCUCAUGGACCAGCGAAGACACCAAUAGCUCCUCAUGGACCACUGUAGACACGGAUAGCUCCUCAUGGACCACGGAGGAGUAUGAGAGCAUGCCUGGAUCCCCUCAACCUCACGACGAGGAGAGUCAUUAGCUCUUUUAGCAGAAAUAUAAAAAGAAGUUAAGCUUG